Molecule: messenger RNA, 2127 nt
Organism: Williopsis jadinii
Lineage: Eukaryota; Fungi; Ascomycota; Saccharomycetes; Phaffomycetales; Wickerhamomycetaceae
Exons: 4
Coding region: 1-2127 (708 amino acids)
Source: RefSeq, a predicted model, not a curated record
AUGGCCUCUCCCAAGCUAUUGCAACCAUAUCAAGCAUCAACAGCACACCGAGAAGUUUAUAGUGAAGAUCUCAUUCUUGAGGUCGCGGAUGAACUCCCACCAGAUGGGAUUGAUACUACUGUGAAAAAACUGGAAAAGAGGGAUUUCUCACCAGAUGUGAGUGGAAAUUAUGUUGAUGGUCAACUUGUCUGGACAGUGACAGCUACAGCUACAGGUAGUUUUUUACUCAACCCAACCCUUAUAGUGGACACUGAAAAUGGUGGCUACAGCUUCACCACUGCUGAGGCUAAAGUCGGUGAGGAGGGUACGCUGACUCCGUUGGAAAUGAGUGGCUUUGUUGAUACCGUUGUGUCUGUUCAGUUUCUUAGCUACGAGGCAGUUGGAAUCAAUGUCAUAUUCCUCUACUUCUAUGCUACACCAGUACGUCUCAGUGGAACGUGGUCAAUUAGUGGUAACCUCGUGAGCAUAGAUAGUAUGAAUCCUUAUACCUCAACAACAUUGAACAGCGUCAGCAUUACUGUCGAUGACAUCGAUGCCUCUCUGGAUGGAAACUAUGACGAUGGUCAGAUUCGAUGGACAGUUGCCGCUACAGUGUCAUCUGGUGAAUUCACUCUCAGUCCAACCCUCACGGCUGAUGGUUAUGCUUUCGAGAGUGUUGACGCUGUUGUUGACACCCAAACUGAAAACCUAUCGCUAGAAACAAGCGCUGAUAAUUCUGAUGUUAUUGGAACGACUUUCAGCGGCACCACAGAUACUGUCACAGUUGUGAAGUUCAUCUUCUACGCUACUCCAUUUACCAAAUAUGGCACAUGGUCUGUCGAAGGCUUUAUCACAGGUGUAUUUCCCUCGGCUACUAUAACUCAGGGAUACACAGAGUUGAGUACUAUAACAAUACAAAAUGUCGUUAAUUUAAUUGCGGGACUGGAUGGCAGCUAUGAUGGAAGCCAAAUACAAUGGAAGGUCACUGUAACAGUACCAGCCGGUUGUUUCACGUUGAUUCCAUCCCUUACCGCCAGCGGUUAUACUGUUGUUUCAGCCAGUGUUAUAUAUAACCAGGAGACUUUCGCUGCUGUGGUGACUACAGAGAAUGAUAUAUUUGGAACAACUUUCGAUGGUUCAGCGACUGAUGAAACUGUUGUGACCUUUAUUUUCUAUGCGGAUCCAGAUACUGAAUAUGAUACAUGGUCAGCACACGGAACUGUGGCUGGUACUAUCGAUGAGUCUGAAACACCAACUGAACCUGUGAUCAGUGGGGAGUAUGACCCUGAGGCUGAAACAGCUGCUUGGAGCAUUGAACUACCGGGAAAUAUUGGGCCAUGGGAGUCUAUUGAGGUUACAAUCUCAAAAGACUUCAAUAAUGGUGGUGAGUUUGAUUUCGUUUCUGCCGACGUAUACCUCAAUGGCAGAUUGUAUUCGUCUGCCGAAAUCACUUUAACUACCGACAGUAUUACCGUUUUGAUCUCUGAAGCCAUUGGUGUGGAUGACAUACUUAGUAUUGAUUUUGUUGGUGACACUUACAGUGGAUACCAAUGGACGUCUCUUGUUCAUAUCACCAUGACUGUUCCAGACGAGAGGUUGAUGAAGAGAGCUGUUGUCGAAUGGGAUUUGUCUUUGACUGUUGUCAAUGAGGCCGCUGUUCCAUCUUCAUCUGAGUCCGCGUCUGGGUCUGAAUCUGAGUCUGAAUCUACUUCUGAAUCUGCCUCCGAAGAAUCCUCCAGUGAUGUUGAAGCCUCUGCUACAAGUAAAGAUCUUUCUUCACAAACUUCUUCUACUAUUACCAUCACUGAACCUGUGUUCACCGCCUCCAUUUUUUCCCUCGAUAACGACGAUAGCAACAACGAUGAUGGUAACGAUGAUGGCAACGAUGAUGGUAACGAUGAUGGCAACGAUGAUGGCAAUGAUGAUGGCAACGAUGAUGGUAACGAUGAUGGCAACGACGAUGAUUACACAGAUAGGGGAAUCAACUGGAAUCUAGCCAUUCCUGGAUCCAUGGGCCCGUGGUCAUAUGUUGAGAUUACAGCUACCAAAAAUGGUACUGACAAUGAUGGGUUCUCCUACACCGGAGCUUUGGUUUACAUCGAUGGUGAACUGACCGAUUCUGCAGAGUGUGGUAACUUUCAUUAUUAG